AUGACCAGUUUAGUUCAAAACUCUGUUAUACCUUACAUUUUGGACUUUUAUGAGGGUAAAGGUCCAUUUUACGUUGGUCAGCCUCGUGAUAUCUGUAUAUCUGCACCCACGGGUAGUGGCAAAACAUUAUCAUAUGCUCUUCCCAUUCUUCAGCUCUUGAGCACGUGCAAAACGAAACUCAUCAGAUGCGUUGUAAUUCUGCCCGUUCGAGAUUUAGCAAAACAAGUGGCUGAAACUUUCCGAUUUCUUGCAGAAAAUACUUCAUUGAGGACUGCUCUUCUUGCUGGUGAAGAAAGCUUUACUUCAGAACAGGAGAAUAUAUUCAAGAGGUAA
Molecule: messenger RNA, 333 nt
Organism: Rodentolepis nana
Lineage: Eukaryota; Metazoa; Platyhelminthes; Cestoda; Cyclophyllidea; Hymenolepididae
Source: the annotation of a GenBank genome assembly